AUGGGACAAACUGACAAUGGUGCAUACUCAGCUGUUCGACUUCCAGCACUUCUUGGCAUCUGCGCAAUGGUGAUCAACCAAAACAAAGGACAACGUUUGACCAACAUUCCGGUCGGAUCUCGUAUAGGACGUAGUCGGACAAACUUCGUAUUGAAAAUCAAGUGAGAGUAUUUUAUGGUUUUAUUGUUAUUGUUAUUUUCUUUGGACGGUACGCGAUUAUAGAUUACAUAGUCUAUGGUGGUACUAUGGUCUAUUAACUAUGGUACACACACACACGCACACACACACACACACACACUACACCGCGACCCGCCCACUUCAAUCGAUCGCUACAUUCCUACACUAUUCUUUAUAAUUGUAAGGCGACCGUCAACCUACGCGCCGACGGUUUCGAAAUUCUCGAUAAGUAUUGCUGUUGCUUCUCCAGCCUUCCAGCAGUCGGCGCACUACUCCGCUUUCGCCCUAUUAUUAAAUCCGGUCACGUUUGUCAACACCGAUAUUACACAAAUAAUUAGUGUAUUUUAACUUCAUCCUCUGCCGGUCGGAGCUAUCGUCACCAUUCGUUGACAAGUAAGGGCCCGUUGUUUUGUGUUGCGCGGUUACGUUUGGUUACUCGUUUGUUCGUGUUUGCACGUAAAACGUGCACGUUUUCACCAAAACGUUACACGUUCGCUAUUCUUUUCACUGUUUAAAUCUUUUCUAAUUAUUACAGCUGUAUUUUGGUGUUCCUCCCUUCAGAGUAUUCUAUAAAAUCGGACGUCGGCCGUUUCAGCGUUUCAUCAUCAACCUACUUUCGCGUUUUCAAAAAUAACAGUUUGAACACCGUCGAAAACGUGUAACAAACCGCAAGAUAUCAACAAUGUCGUCAGUCUGUGUGUUCUAUAUAAGAGGAACGUGCCGUUUUGGUAACCGAUGCUGGAAUUCUCAUGAUUUGGGAACCAUCCGCUCUAAUAGUCCUAUUAACAUCAAUCCCGAUCAACGCCUAAGUAAGUAUCAUUGAUAUUAAGAAAAAUAAUAUCACUGACUAUUAUAUUUCUUGGAAUAAUUCACAUCUUGUUAGAAAGUAUUAAAUGUUUUUGCACAUGUUUCUCAUUUAUUUGAGUGUUCAGCAAUGUUUAUUUAAUUAAUAUAGAUGGGUACAAAGUUUUUUAACUAUAGUUAAUUAAAAUUCAGUAAACUUUCUACAUUGCAUAUAGCAUAGGAAAAAUCUUGCCUAUAAUAUUAUUAUUUUCAAUUAUUUAUAGGUAGUUUGAAUUAACAAAUAUGUACUUAAAUUAAAAUAAAUAUAUAUUAUUUACUGAUUAUAUACCCAUAUAUGGUUUAUUUCUGGUUCUGUCAUACUAUACUUGUUUAUCGGGGUGAAUUAGGUACAAUUUUAUAUAUCAGCAGCUUUUUUUUUAAUUUUCACAAUAAGUAUAAGUGGAGUUUUUACAUUGUUAUAUUGAUUUGAUAUUUACAAAUGUAAUGGAGUAGUAUAUUCCUUUUUAAAAGUGUUAAACAUUGCAAUUCUAGACUACACACACUACAUUAAAAAAAUACCUAGAUUUAUUUUACAUAAUUUCAUUAUUAAAGUAUUCAUUUUUGUUUCGUAUUUAUUCUUAGUAUAUGUUUCCACCGAUGACGAAAAUAGUGAACCGACUCUUGCUAGUAACAAUUCUACUGCUGCCUGUAGUUCAAUGAAAUCAAGACGUCGUGAACAGAAGUAUGGAUCUUCAUUAAUAUAUAAUAUAAUGAUUAGUAUUCUGCCCUCAAGCAAAAAUGCCGUAAGUCAUUAGACAACGUUUUUGAGAAAAAAAAUGUUUAUAUCUUCUAAAAUUCAUCAUACCUCUUACAUUUUACUUAUCAAAGUGUGAUAUGAAUUUUCAUAUAGUAUUUUACCUAAUAAAUGCUCUAUGGAAUAAAAAUAAAUAAAUUCUGAAAUAUUUACUUAACUUUUUAUAUUGAUCCUUAGUAUAAUUGGUAUAUAGAACUAUUGAAUAGUCUCGUAAAUAGAAUCCUUGGGUAGUUAUAUAAAUAACAAAUAUUAUAUUAUUUGUAAAUUGUCUAUAUUGUUAUAUUAACUUUUAUUAUAUUUUCAUGAUUUAUUGAUUACAAUAUUACUACAGUAUAACCUAUAUAAAGUGCACAGCUAUGGGGAUUAAAAACCUGUCCACUAUAAGGAGUUGUCUAUUUGGAAAACCUCUACAUAGUGGACAUUUGCGAGAAAUUACUAAAUGUGUACUAUAGGGAGACUCGGUAGAAAAUAAAUAUACAUUGAAACAUCAAUGUAUUAUUUAUUAUAAUAUAAAUGCAUAAUAUGUAUGUAUUAAAAAGUGUAUAAAAAUAUUUAAUGUUUAUGUACAAUUAUAAAAAUCUGUAAUCUAUUUUUGGGUAAAUUUUUUCUGCUCUCCACAAUGAAUUUGCAAAUUGGCUACCAUUGAUAAUGCGAUCUCAUCUUUUUUAUUUUUAAAAUAUGUUUUUAAAUUAUUUAUUGUUUUCCAAACUUCUUCAAAUGUUGGAUUAUAUAUCAACUCGUAUUCUUCUUCUUCCUUUUCUUCGGAUCGUUCAUUUUCUUUUUCACUCGAAAUGUCUAGAUUACAAUUGACUAAAUCUGAUAUUAAUGUAUUAUCUUCUGAGGUUAGAUUAGGUACCUAACCUAAAAUCCAAGUUUUUAAAAACAGUUUUUGACUGUCUGGUUUUAUAUUCUUUAAUGCGGAUUUUAUCCAAAAUAUUAUAUCUAAAACGUUUAUAGAUUUGUUUUCUACAUUUUGAUCCACUCUAGAUAAAAUAUGAUGAAGUAAUCGUUAGCGAUAAUGACUUUAAUUAUUUCUUGAUCUAGUAGUUGGCAAAUUGAAAUUGUAUUUGGAUGUAAGAAUAUUAGUUUUAUAUUUUUUAAGUUAAAUGUAUCAGGAUGUGAGCGAAAUGUAUAACAGACAAAUACAGUAUUUUUAUUACUUAACAUUAAUUUCAACAUGUAUUGUGUCCAUUUAUGAGAAGUGAUUUUUAAUUUUGGUAUCAGUUUUUAGUGUCCACAUCCACUAUUAGAAGUAUCCACUAUUAAAAAGGUUAUAAAUCCUAUUAUUUGCAAACAUUUUUGCUGGGGAAUUUAAAUAUUUUUACUUUUGGGAAGGGUCCAUUAAUAGAGGUUUUACUGUAUAAGUAUAAACACUGCAAAUUAUUAUUUUUAUUUUUAACCUACUAAGCAAAAAUGUCUUAUGUUCAUUAAUAUAUAUAACAUUUUUGCUUAGCAUGGUUUACUUAGUAAAAAUGCAUUUUUUGACUAUUUAAGGCAUUUUGUCAAAACCAAUAUUGCUAAUAGUCAUUUUAUUGAAUAAUAUUUCAAACAUACAGCAUAUGACCUAAAACGUCUGAAUUGUACAAUUUUUUUUGAUGUUUAUAACUCAUUUUUUAAUUUUUUUUAGACUUUCGGCGUUUUUGCUUAGAAAGGCAGUUUUAUUGUAGUUAUUAAUUUUACAUUAGUUUAUUUUUUAGUUUUUCAAAAGUUGCAUGAUAAUAUCAUGUACCUACUUUUUUUUUUAAGUACUGGAAAUUGACAAUAAUUAGUAAUUAAGCGAAGUACUUUAAUAAUUGGCUGAAGUUCACUUUACCACUUUACCAUAUCCCUCGCAAAUUUAAACAAUUUUUUUUAAAAAGAUGUAUUUUUCAACACUUAUUUUUAAAAAAAAAAAAAUUGUGUUCACUAUAAUUAAUAAAAAAGUUAUUACAAAAUACUUCAGGUCAUUAUUUUUCACUUUUUUCUUUGUUACCUACCCGAUAUGGCUUUUAUAACAAAUCAGGGAUUUAUUUUCAAUUUAAAAUUGUGAAUGAAGUUGAUUACAUGCUUAGUCUCACAAAGUAAGGUUUAUUUUUAUACUUUAGACAUUAUCCUCUUUACAGCAUAUAUUUAAAAUAACAAUUUCAAACAUUUUAUUUUUUUAAGGUUUCUUUUGUCAUAACUUCUUUUAUAAAAUUAAAGUACUUUAGUCCAAAUUAUUAUUUAAAAAUAUUAGUAAAUGUAGACAAAUAUUUUAACUUUUUUAUAAAAUGAUAAAAUUGAUUUUAGAUUAAUAUAAUAUGUUCAAUCAUAAUUUUUUUUUUUUUAAUUGUAGGCCAAAGAAUGCAAAUAAAAAUUCAAAUGAAACAAAAUCUGUGUGGACUUUGACAAGUAUGAAUAUAAUAUAUUUUUUUAUGUAAUGAUUUAUUUUUUAAAAAAAAAAAAUUUCAACAUUUUUACAGAUAACAUAACUGGGGAGAAGCUUAAUGGUGACCAGGAUGCUAUUCUUCUAGAAACUGUAAAACAAUUAAAUGAAUCUGAAAACUCUUUAAAAACACUUCGUCAACAGUUACGUAAUAAAACUGAUGGAGACAAUUUUUCCUGGAUGGAACAUCAUAUAGAACAAUCUAUUGAAAGUGAUUUGCAAUGCAAUAUUUGCUAUGAAUUGUUUAUCAAGGUAUUAUUAAUAAUUUAAAUUAUAUGCAAGCAAGUUUUUAAUUUUGUACGAAAUUUAUAGGUCCCAAUAUUAUAUUUAUAGUAUGUAUAGUUAAAUUAUUUUAAAAUUAAUAUAGAGUAAAUGCUAUUCAAUUCAUAAUUUUAAAAAUAUUUUUAUAGUAGCCAUUUUUCUUGCACCAUAUUUAUAGUGAAAUUAGAAAAAUUUCACAACUUGACAAUUUUAGCAUACUUAUUUUUCCAUAACUAACAACAAUAAAAUUAUCUGUAGAAUCUGUCGUUUUAUAUAUAUAGACUAAAUAAAAUAAUAUACUUACGAUACUGCCAUAACUUGCUUACUACUAGUAAAUUUAAUUAAAAUGGAUUUGAGUUUGAUUUAAUCAAAACGUGUCUGUUUUUUCAAAAUUAUGUUACAAUUACUUAUAUGCAACACCUUAAAUAUUGCCAUCCUACUAUUAUAGUACCUAUUGCUAUAUAGUUUUUAAUAGAAGGUAAUUUUUGAUUAAAAACAUAUAAAUCGAUACUAAAAAUAGAUAGGCACUGUUUGUAGGUAAGAAGAUAAGAUUUAUUUAAAACAAAAAAAUUAUUUAGAGUUGAGUUGUAUUAAUUGAUUUCCCUUUUCUUCUUUUUGAGGGCAUUUAAAAAUCAACAAAAAGAACAACCUUGGGAGGUGAAUUGUUUAAAAUAAAGUACUGUCAAUCAAAAAUUUUAAAUAAAAAUUCAUUAAAAGCAAUUUGUUUAGAAAAGUCAAUACUUAUACUAUUAGGAUUACCUAUUUAUUAGUUAUUUUAUUUUAUCAGUUUAUUAAUUAUUAUUGAAUUAUUAUGAAAAAUUUAGCUCUAAAUAAAUUCAAUAGUCUCAUUAAAAACACACAAAAUAUUUUUUUAAACAUUCAUAUUAUAUUAAAAUAUGAUUACUUACACACUUUACUUUGACUGUUAAUAAACUACAGUUACUAAAAUAAGGUUUUUAGUAAAAUAUCUCAGUACUUUAAAUCUCAUUUAUAUGUAUGUUAAAUAAAAAAUUAUAUAUUGUUUAAUCAUGUGAGCUAUAAUUUAUUUAUUUUAUUUUCCAUUUAAAUUUUUUUCAGCCAACUGUACUUAAUUGUUCUCAUACAUUUUGUCACGAAUGCAUAGAAUCAUGGACUAGAAGAGUUAAUCACUGUCCAACCUGUCGAGUUUUUGUUAAAUCCAAGUCACAUUGUUUAACAAUGGAUACAUUUUUAGACAAAAUAGCUGAAUGUUUGCCGGAAGAUAUUAAAGCAAGAAGAGAAUCAGUAAAAGUAGAGCGUAUAAAUAAUAGUAGAGGUAAUAAUUAUAAUAGUUUCUUAAAUACCUAAAUGGUUAUUAAUUAUAAAUUUAUAAUAUUUAGGAGCGGAAUCAGCUAAUAACAGAGGACGUAAUCGCAAUAGUGUUAGAAGAAGGAAUAAUAGAAAUUCAAUGAGACGCACUCUAGGUGUAUUAUGGGGUGAACGUGAUCGUGAUGGAGCAGAAUGGAAUAUUGCACUAGAAGAAGCCUUAUUUGAUCCGAUACGUUUAGGCGAUGUACUUGGUAGAAACAGAAAUGCUGGGGAUGAAUGGGAUGAUGCUAUGUCAGACAGCAGCACAGACAGGUAUAAUACAUACACACUAGAAUACCAUGCUAGGCAAUAGAAAUUAUUAAAGAGCCAACAUACUAAGAGAGUGGACAGCUUAGCUAAUCACUAAUGAACUUAAUUUUUUAUUCGCAGAUAAAAUUAUUAUACUGUUAUGCAUUAUAAUAUAAUAAUAGAUGUUUAAUGUACAUCAUAGAAUACUAUAUAAUAGUUCAAUGUAAGAUAAUAAAGCAGUCCAUAGGAUAUAGAUAAUGGGUCAAUCGAUCAACACACUUUAAAUGGUUGACCACACUCUUAGUUCAUAGAUGAUUUCAAAAUUAUUAUUAUUAUUUUGUAUUGUGCACAUUAACAAUUUAAUUUAAUUUCCUAUUUUACUAAUCUGCUUAUUAGAUGAAUUUUAAGCAUUAUUACUAUUAUAAUUAUAUAUUAUUGUUUGUGUUUUGUGACCAAUUUUUGCACCAAUAUAUUUAUAACUGUAAUUAAAAUAUCAAUACUCAAUUUCAUGCAUUUUGUUAGGUUAGGUUACAACAUGUGUUUUUCCAUGAUAUUGUGUUAUAACAUUAUUUUACCAUUUAGUGUAAACAAAAAUUAUGAUAUUAAUAGUUCGGUAGUAGUGAUGAUGAAAAUGUGUGUACACUGUUUUGACUAUUUCUUCUACAGAUUAUGUUUAUAUGUAUACUUAAUUGAAGAAUAUAGUUUAAAUCUAGAAAUGUAUAAUGGAGUAUGGAUUAUCAAGUGUAAUUUGCUUGGAAUGUUAGAAUUGUGUUAUAAAAGUAUAUGCACAACAUCAUAGGAAAUCAACAUCCAUCAAUGAAAAUUGUUAUCAUAUUUGUUAUUGUCUAUUUGAUGUUUAGUGUUUUAUUAAGAAGGUGAUAAGUUUUAUUAUCUCAGUUUGUUUUGGACAGUUGUAUUAUUAUUAUUGUUUUUUAACUGGAAAGCCUUAUGUAGCAAGGGAAACAAAUGAAUCAAAUAUUCUUAUAAAUAAUUUGACUAUUUUUCAAUAAAAACAACAUAUUAUAUAAUCUACAUGGUUUAUUUUUAUUUAUUUUUUUGAUUACAAAAAUAUCUUAUUCUUAAUUGUAUAUUUAGUAGUUUGGUGGGCUAAUCACUUUAAUAUUAAAUAUUGAAUUAAACAUAACAAUUUUUGGUAUAAUAUAUUUUUUGUAUUAUUUUCAUACAAAUUAAUAAUAAUUGAUUAUUGCUCACAAGUCUAAACAUGUACCUAUAACAUUUGUUUAGUAAAUACACAAAUUAAGUGAUAACUUUCAUUAUGCAUGUUUUGGGUAUUUAAAAAUAAUAAUAACAAUGUUUUUCCUUGGAUAAUAUUUAUUAUUUUUAGUUAUUACUUCAAGGAAAACCUUGUUAUUAUUAUUUUUUGCAUAUAAAUAACAUUGAAUGAUGCUUCUUUUAAAUAUUUGUUUUCACUAAAUGGUCAUUGUUGUGUAGAAUUUUAAAUUGUAGUAAACCAGAUUAAUUUUUACAAGCAACCCUGAUAUUAAGAUGUUUGUUAAUUAAAUUCUGUGUGUAUAGUAUGAUAGUUGUAUAAAUAUUUAAAAAAAAAAUUAUAUUCAUAUGUAUUAUAUAAUUUAAAAUAAAACAAAGCAGUUAGUACUUAGUAAGUAUUAGAUAUUAAAUUAUUUUGACCAGUUUCAGCAAUGUCAGUACUGGGAAAAAAAAAAUGUAUUAAUAAGCAGAUACAUUAUAUCAAAAUAAAUUUAUGUCUAAUGAUACUCGAAAAGUCUAGACUGUCUUAUUUUAAAUCAUACAAUAGGUAUGUUUAUUAUUUAUAACAAAUAACAUUUUAAAUCUAACCCAUUUUGUUAUAACUUGCCUUUGAAACUGUGUUAAUGUUUAAAUUAAUAUAUGUAUAUAAAAUAUUCUGUUCCAUAAUGAUAGAAAUUGAUUAACCUUGCGUAUUAUUUGCAUAACAUUAUAUUUGGCUUCCUUCCAAUUCAAGUGCUUUGUAUAUCACUAUAAAAUACAAAUCUGAUUGAUCAAUUUUAUAUUUUUUUUUUUUCAGCAUAACUGAUACAUCUUAUUUUUCAUUUUGUUUAAAUCAUUAAAAAUAAACAUUAAUUUUGCUUAUAAUGAAUUUUAUGAUUGUUUUAAAAUUAAAAUAAAUAUUGUUAAAUGCUUCAAAUCUUAAAAAUUAAAAACACAUUUUUAAUACAGGAUUUAACUUACCAAUACUAUUAGUAUAUUUUUAUGCAACACAUAAUAAUUAAUAUUUGUAUGUUAUUUCAAAAUUGGUUUUAUCCACAGAAAUUAAUUACUCGAUAUUAGAGAUUUUUACAAAAAAUAAAUUCUCGCUGUAAUAAAAAAAAACUGUAAGUGAAAUGUUAACUCUAUUAAAUUAAAAUAUUUACAACUUUAUGAAAAACUAACAUUGUCAAAAUAUUAGCAGUACAUAACUUACUUUAUAUUAUUUUACAUUUCUAUACUCUAUUCAACUUAAGAGUACACUGGUUUGCGCAUACGUAACUGAGCACUAAAUGUUGCCAGACACCCUUAUUAAUUCAUCAGAAACAAUCAUUAUGUAUGCUGUGCCAUAUUAUCUAAAUACCUACUGCCAAAUAAAUAAUCGUAGUAUACUGUUUCAAUCGAAUUAAGGGGAAACAUAGAAAAAUUACAUUACUUACAACGUAAAUUGUAGCAUGUGUUCAAAUUAUAACAGUAAUGUGUGAGAAAAUAUGUGUACAUUAAAACGAAAUGUUAUCAUUAUUUUGUUUUCUACGAUGUCGUAUACCAUGUGUAUCGAUAGCAGUGAUUGUAUGAAGUGAUACUGAUAACCAGGAGUGGGAAUGCAUGUGUGAAAACAGACGUGGUUUCGUCCGCUGUCCUAGGUACUCUUAAGCUGAAUAGAGUAUAAUAGAUCUUAUAUUUUUUUAAUUUCUUGCAAGUGACUACUUAGUCACUUGCAAGAAAUAGUCACACCUAUUAUUCUUAUGAAUUUUACUAAUACAAUGCAAUGUAUUUACAUUAUAUUAAGAUAUUUAUAUUAUUACUCUAUAUUUGUUUCUGUCAUAAUUUGUAUAUUAUAUAUGUGAGAUCCUGGUUAUAAUCAAAAUUUGUUUGAUAGUAGUAACUAUAAUAUUAUAGAUUUAACAGAUUUAUAUAUUAUAGACAAUUUAUUUAUUAUUUAUACAAAGCCGUGUUUCAUGGUACUUAUACAUUUUAUUAUUUAAUACCUUUAUUCAUUUUUUUUUUUCCGGUCUACAGUAGUAGUAGUAGUUUCAGAUCCCCCCAAGAGAUCCUCGUACUGGACUACCAGUUUUGCUAUUAUUGUCACAGUGAAAGACAUACAUCUACCAACUGUCCUACGGUGUUAGCUGACGAUGAUAUAUUUUGGUAGAAUUAACUUUUUUUUUUUUUCUACAAUCCCAUUAUUUAUUAUUCAAAUAUAUUUUUUUCCUCGAGUGCUUUAUUCUGAGACCACUAAAAUUAAUUAUUAAUUUAAUUCAGAAAACAUAUUUAAUAUUUAUAAUGUAAUUAUUUAUUUAAUUAUUUAUUAGAAGUAGUUUAUUUACAAUAAUUGGGAUAGAAAUGUUUCAAUCAUUAUUUUUCAACUAAUAAUAUAAGCUAUGAUUAAUUACAUAAAUUAAUAAUGUAUAUUUUUUUUUUUUCAUUCAAAUUGGGUCAUUAUAAUUUAUUUUUAUUUAAAAUACAGUAUAAUCAUAAGUUUUAGUGUAUUAUUUAAUACUUAUUCCUUAUUGUAAUCACGUGUUUGAUUACAUGUUUACUAUUAUAAUUAUUAUUAUUAUUAUAUUUAAACUAUUAUAAAUCUAUGUUUUAAUGCUAUUGUAUACGGUUAUUGUACUGGAAAUAAUUAUGUAUAAAAAAAAGCCUUUGUUUUAGCAAUUGGCAUUGCUUAACACUUAAUAGUUUUGUACACCUCUGCAUUAUUUUACACAAAUUGCUUAUUUAUUACAAUAUUAUCAAUAAUUAUACAUACUAAUCAAUGAUAUUACGUUAAUUUACUUCAAUUGGCAUUUUUUUUAAACAUAUUAUGUUAGAUUGAAUUUCAAAUGUUGUCAAAAACAUAUUAUAGAAUAAAAAAAUGUAAAAUUAAUGUUUAAUGAUUUUACUAUAGUAAGGAUUACACUACAUCAUUGAUUAUAUAAUCUAUAACACCAAAUAGAUUGGUUAACCUUUAAAGAAACCUAAAUAUUCGUACACAGCAAACUCAAUUCAAGAAAUCUGAAUAUUAUUUAUGUCCAUUCUACUAAUAUAUUUUGCAAGGCUGGGCAAGUUAAUGAUUUUUUUUUAACUCAGUUAAGUUAAAGUUAAAUUUAAAUAAAGUAAAUUCAUAAUAAUCUAUAUCAAUUCUGCUAGGUUAGAAGUUGACUAAAAGUUAAAAUUACCUUAUUAAAUCAAGUAAAUUUUAAUAAAAUGUACAUAUUGUCUAUUACCUACUAUAAUAGCCUAAUCUACCUGCAACCCUCAACCAGUAACAACUGUAAAAAUUAACACAUUCGUAAGAAUUUGUAUUUUAAAAUGUUCAUAAUAAAUUUAUUUAUUAUUAAAAUUGAAAUCAACUUGUUUGAACACAAAAUUAACUCCUGUUAAUUAAAAGUUAAUUUAUAUUCCUUGAGUUGAGAAUUAAGUUAAUAAUAGUUGAAAAAAAAUGUAUUAAGUUAAAAAGUUAAAUAAACUUAACUUUUUAAUUUAACUUUAACUUGUUAAUGCCCACCCUUGAUAUUUUGUGUCUGCAUUAUUAUUUCAUUUAAUACAAAACAUGCAUAACAUUUAAAAAGGUUGUUUAAUUUGUGCAUGUGGAAUUAAUCUAUAAUAUUUCAAAUAAACUAAUUAUGCAUCAUGAAAUAUUAACAAUGGUCAAUAAUCGGAUAAAAAGUAUGUAUUUUAUCUUAACGUCUUUCCUUGAUACAUAUAGACAGUGUUUAAAAUGGGAUGAGAAAAUUUAAUUUUUUUCAGAGAAGUGUAUGCAAUGUAAUCAUGAUCACCUACAUACAGUAUAAUAUAAUUUAAGUUAUUAUUGAAUUAACAUGACGUCCAAAAUUUAAAUUUAAAGAAACUAAUUUACACCAAGUUAAUUAAAAUAAAUUAUUUUAUAUUGAUUUAUACGUAAUCACACUUUUUAACUUCAUUUUUACCAAACUAUCUUAAAUGUAAGAUUAUUGAUAAUUAUUGUUUUAAUGAGGAAGUUUAUUUUUGAACCCUAUUAACAUAAUAUUUAUUCAUUAUAUGACAUUUUGCUACAGAGAAAUAUAUUAACAUGAACUUUCUACAAACAAAUAUAUCUGGAAAAAAAUUAGAAGUUUACUCUGUGGGUUUCCUGGAAGUUUGGAUUUAGUUGUGCUUUAUAAUGUCCCUCCCCUUCACGUAUUUUGGUAAAUAUAAACUCCCAACUCAAAAGUUUUUCCUGCUUUAAUCUGUACGUAUAAACAAUGAAAAUACUGAAUUGUGCCUGCUUGUGCCAUAAACAAAAACCGAUAUUAUUCUUAGUAAUCUUAAAGACAGAAAAUUUAAAAAAUAAAAAUUAAGAUAUUGUUUACUCUAUAGCAGUCCCUGUCUAUUAGUUAAUUAUCUAUCAUAGACACUUUGGUAUUAUCUUCAGAGUUUUAACUAAAUACUAAAUUGAUUGUUUCUAUAUGUGUGCAACUAUUUAAUGGCUAUUACAAAAUAUUAAAAUGUCGCAUGUUAUGAUUUUUAUAAAUGUUUCAGAUUUUAUUUUCUCGGAUAA
Messenger RNA from Cinara cedri, 11721 nucleotides. The record is from the annotation of a GenBank genome assembly. Lineage: Eukaryota; Metazoa; Arthropoda; Insecta; Hemiptera; Aphididae.